CACCGGUCGGCUGGGGGUUCCAUUCAACCAUGCUUUACUUCCAGCUGGUGAUCAUGGCUGGGACUGUCAUGUUGGCAUACUACUUUGAGUACACCGACACUUUCAACGUGCACGUCCAAGGGUUUUUCUGCUAUGACAAUGCCUACACCAAGCCCUACCAUGGACCCGAAGCGUCCAGCGCUGUUCCUCCUGUAAUACUUUACGCAGUGGUCUGCGGAUUGCCGUUGCUUUUGAUCACAGCCAUAGAGUCGGUGUUGUUUCUGCUUCAGUAUGUGUCAGAGGACCUGGACAACAGGGAGAAGAUCAUCGUCAUGGGAGACUGCUGUUACCUCAAUCCUCUGGUGCGCAGGACCUUCCGCUUCCUGGGUGUGUAUGCGUUCGGACUGUUCUCCACAGACAUUUUUGUAAACGCAGGCCAGGUUGUAACAGGAAACCUGUCCCCCCACUUCCUGACGGUGUGUAAGCCCAACUACACGGCCCUGGGCUGCAUGCAGACCGCCCGCUUCGUCAACCAAAAGGGUGUGUGCACGGGAAACGAGGACGACAUCAUGCGCGCCCGCAAAUCCUUCCCCUCCAAAGAGGCGGCACUCAGUGUCUACGCCGCGCUCUACACAGCGAUGUACAUCACGUUAACAGUGAAGGCCAAGGGGACCAAGCUGGCCAAGCCUGUCCUAUCUCUGGGUCUCAUAUGUCUGGCGUUUCUCACGGGCAUCAACAGGGUGGUGGAGUACCGCAACCACUGGUGUGACGUCAUCGCCGGAUUCAUCAUUGGAGGGGCUAUCGCAGUCUUCAUGGUUCUAGGGGUCGUGCAGAACUUCAAAGGGAAGACCCUGCUGAACGAGAUCCCACCGGAGGAGAGAGUGGUCGGCAGUGUUCCUAUGAUGGGCCAGCCCCGCAUCAUGGACAAUACCAUGGAGAAGUACAUAGCCUCACAGAAUUCUAAUGCUUUCGCCGAGGUCACAUGACAAUGAAUGUGUCACCUGACACGCAGUUGGAUGUGGUUGCUGCUCACUGCCAUGGUCGCCAGAGGGCAACACAGAUCCUGAAGAUGAUAUCUAUGUAUAACAGGGUUGUCUAUGUAUAACAGGGUUGUGGUCAGUAGCAUUUAGUGAAUUCUGGAAGUAAACUGAAAUUGCAAUUCAAUAAUUGAAAAAAGGCAUCUGUUUUCAAAACUUCUCAAUAAAAAAGUUGUUUUCCAUUAUUUUAUUUCAAAUUCAAAUCACUUCAAGAAUUGACUUCAAUUCAAAUUGACCCCAACCUUGAUCUAUACAGUAUGUCCCGAUUUCCAAAUCAAACAUCCUUUAGCUUUACUUUUUUUUUGCUCUCCAAUCAACAUGUUCCCUCCUUCUGUUCUUCGCCUGAUGAAUGGUGUUCAUUGAUCAUUGAUUUCCCAAAAAGUAUUCCUUAUUUGUAUAUACUACAAGUUACUG
Messenger RNA from Oncorhynchus masou masou (cherry salmon), 1430 nucleotides. RefSeq names its product phospholipid phosphatase-related protein type 5-like. The transcript is spliced from 6 exons. Gene Ontology annotation, biological process: phospholipid dephosphorylation; signal transduction; phospholipid metabolic process. Lineage: Eukaryota; Metazoa; Chordata; Actinopteri; Salmoniformes; Salmonidae. Gene Ontology annotation, cellular component: plasma membrane. The coding region runs from base 30 to 965 and encodes 311 amino acids. The record is from RefSeq and is a predicted model, not a curated record. Gene Ontology annotation, molecular function: phosphatidate phosphatase activity.